AAGGUCCUUAUUUAUUGCUUAAGUCAUUUGUGCAUUUAUUUAGUUUUAAAGAUGAUGUUUUGUGUACAGUUCCACUCGUUUCUAUCAUAACCUACACAUAUAAUGGCGUAAGUGUCGUUCGGAACAGCGAAUAUAAUCCUGCAAAUUACGAAUUCGCUUUUGGUUAGUGGUAAGUGGGCUACUCGCUGACAAAUUCCACUAGUGCUAGUAUAGCCUACACGUAUGAGAGAGAAGAUAGAUUUACUUGCAGAAUCAGUGGGCACACCUCUCCCGAAAACCAUUUAGUAGCCUACGGAACGGAAGCGAAUGACCAGUCAGUCGUAGGCAGAAGCUACAACAACAUAACUAAAAUGCAGGCUUGUGGUAAAAAAGGGCUGAAGUCUUUUAAGACAAGGCGAGGCUUAGAAUAAAAAGAGCCUUUAAUCCUUAAUCCGCGUUAAGAUUGUAUAGUGUGUUUGUGGACCGCCUGGAAGGUUAUUUUGUGGUUGAGCCCUCCCACUUCGGGUCGCCCGCACGGUGAGGUAGGCUAGUGAUCGAAGCAGGAAGGGACGUGAGGUAUUGAAUGCUAACACGGGGAGUGACUGUUCAAGCAGUUCUUAGGUGGGGGUUUAACAUCAAGCAAUGGAGACGUACAAUUAACCUGGCAUGUGCCAGAUCACAGUAGACGUUGAUCGCCAUCAUCAUCAUCAUCAUCAUCAUCAUAGGCACAACCAUCUUCAUCUUUCCAGUUGAGAGUGAAAUGUAUCGAGUCUGCAUGGGAUCCACAAACUGACAAUGGAGAUUGAAAACAUCGUGGCCAACACUGUGCUACUGAAAGCCAGGGAAGGUGGGGGGGGGAAGCGGAACGGCCGGAGCAAGAAGUGGAAGGAGAUGCUGAAGCUGCCGCACAUCAGCCUGUGUGAGGAGCUCCGACAGACCACAGGUACGCACUGCACAGAACGGGACUACUCCAGCCUGUGCGAGAGGCAGCCGAUUGGACGACUCCUCUUCCGGCAGUUCUGCGACACGCGGCCGGAGCUGAAGCGCUGCAUCGAGUUCCAGGAUGCUGUGGCUGCGUACGAGCUGGCUCCAGACGAGAAGAGGAGAGCCUGCGGACUGAGCCUUUUAGACACGUACUUUAAUAACGGGUCGGCAGCCCAUCUACCAGACAUACCUCAGGAAGUGGUGAGCGAAUGCAGGGAGAGGCUGGAGCAGAGUCCCUGCAAGGAGCUCUUCAAGGAGUGCACCAGGAUCGUUCGGGAAUACCUGAGUGGAGCGCCAUUCUCCUGCUAUCAGGAAACCAUGUACUUCUCCCGCUUCCUGCAGUGGAAGUGGCUGGAGAGGCAACCUGUAACCAAAAAUACCUUCAGACACUACAGAGUUCUGGGAAAAGGUGGAUUUGGGGAGGUGUGUGCGUGUCAGGUGCGGGCCACGGGUAAGAUGUACGCCUGUAAAAAGCUGGAAAAGAAGCGAGUGAAGAAGAGAAAAGGUGAAGCGAUGGCGUUAAACGAGAAACGCAUUUUAGAAAAAGUUAACAGUAGUUUUGUAGUUAAUUUAGCCUAUGCCUAUGAGACCAAGGACGCCCUUUGUCUAGUUUUAACGAUAAUGAACGGAGGGGAUUUGAAGUUCCACAUUUACAACAUGGGAAACUCGGGCUUCGACGAGCAGCGCGCCGUUUUCUACGCGGCGGAGAUCUGCUGCGGCCUGGAGGACCUGCAUCGGGAGAGGAUUGUGUACAGGGACCUGAAACCUGAAAAUAUCCUUCUGGAUGACCGUGGACACAUCCGAAUCUCUGACCUGGGGCUGGCAGUGCAGAUCCCGGAGGGGGAGACGAUUCGAGGGAGAGUGGGCACGGUGGGGUACAUGGCUCCGGAGGUGAUCCAGAACGAGAGCUACUCCUUCAGCCUGGACUGGUGGGGCCUGGGCUGCCUGGUGUUCGAGAUGAUCCAGGGCCAGUCGCCCUUCCGCCGGCGCAAGGAGCGCGUCAAGCGCGAGGAGGUGGACCGCCGCGUGCGCGAGGACCAGGAGGAGUACUCCGACAAGUUCUCCGAGGAGGCCAAGGCCAUCUGCCGCCUGCUAUUGGCCAAAGACCCGAAGGUGCGUCUGGGCUGCCAGGGGGGCGGGGCAGAGGUGAAGCAGCACGCCAUCUUUAAGAACGUCAACUUCAAACGCCUGGAGGCCAACAUGCUGGAUCCGCCCUUCAUCCCCGAUCCACGGGCAGUGUACUGCAAAGACGUCCUGGACAUUGAGCAGUUCUCCACCGUCAAAGGAGUCAAUCUGGACACCACAGACGAUGACUUUUACCACAAGUUUGUGACAGGAAGUGUCUCCAUCCCCUGGCAGAAUGAGAUGAUCGAGAUGGAGUGCUUCAAAGAGAUCAACGUGUAUGAGACGGACGGAACCCUGUGUCCCGACCUGGAUGUAAAUAGACCCAACCCCCCACCAAAGAGAGGCUUCUUCUACAGGCUGUUCCGCAGGGAGAAUUAAUGAAUAACAAAGUAAUUGAAGAAUCAACUGUCUGUUUUAAGAGUGGCUACAGUGAGGAGGAAGAGGAGCCCUCCAGAAUCUAAACCGCUCUGUCAGCCAAAACAUCGCAAUCCUAACAAAAUGAAUGUUUUACUGUAUUUAUGAAUUGUAUUAAAAGUGUAUUAUAAUUAAAGAAAGAAAUGUAUGAGUUUAAAUAUUUUGUACAUUUUUACUUGAAUUAUGUCUAGAUGUAUAUUUUCACUAAAGGUUGUAUUGUACAAAAAGCCAUAUAAGUACCACUUGAAUGCAUACAUAUUUUUUCUCCUUCAGAAUGAGUGUAAAAAUAAUGUGUAUUUAAGGAUUUUUUAAAUAAGCACAGUACGGUAACUGUAAUCUUAUUUUUUAAAUGUAGCAUAGGGCGUUGUGUCUUUAUCUUGUUUCAUAUUUUCGGCUGGCGUAUAGUGUCAGCACAUCCAGCUUUCACACAUACAGCUGCAAGGCCUGCUAACACACUUUCCCCCACAACCUUAGAGAUGUAUUUAAGGCACCUCCAGUAAUGUGAGAUUGUGGGUAGACAAGGGUUUGACUGUCGAAUCUCUGGCCAGGUGUGAAAUCUUCUUCACAGUGGACAGUUUUCUUAGCACGUUAACAUGAAAAGCCUAUUUUUGUUCUGUCCAUGCGGAUGACAUCAUGAUGUCAUCCACUUCCUAUAUAAGCACACCGUUUUGAUUCCUGGAAACAUGAAUACAUGUGCAUAUGUUUGACUCCCUGGUCAUUAUGGGAGAAAUAUAGAAAUGUAGGACUCUUGCUGAUGUUUCACGGUGAAGUCGUUUAUCCAACAACCAUUGGAAAGUUUUUUGUUUUUUUUAUUGUUUUUACCAAGGUGAUUAAAAUAUCUGUUACAGUUUUUAGAGGAGUUCCAUUCAUGUGUGUGGAAAGGUCCCACGUUGUGAUGCAAUGUGAUGGGAACCAUGGCUUUUGUGUAGAAAGGAGUGUGUGUGCUUGACUGAGUUCUGCCAUAAAUAUGAUCUCUUAAAAAAAACAAAAAAAAACAAAAAAAAAAACCCAGGAAAUGUGUCAUGCUCAAUUAGGUAGAGAACAGUCAAUUCUGUGACUGAGCUAAAAUUGUGAGCUUUCCGCCUUGUUUUUACUUCAUUCAUGGAAUUUACUAUUUUCCAUAAGUGUGCGCUAUAGUUACUUAGAAUAAAAUGUUUCUUGCAUGAAAAUUGAAAACCAAGUGCUGGAAGCAAAUGCUCUGGCGGCUUAAUGCGUAAAUAACAUUCCAGUCUGUUGUGUGAAGUUUAGAGGUGAGGUUUGGGAUACACUGGUGCCUAGAAUUCCCUUCGUACAUUUCAGUGAGUGACUUGCCUUAAUACAGUAGGACAGAAGCUGAUUUACACACACGUGUUGUACAAUAUUUACAGCUGACAAUGGCCUGGGAGUAAAUAUGACAAAGAAAGAAAAUGGCUGCUCUGAAAUAGUUAUAGAAAUUUUGGAAUUUUGUCGUUUUUAUGUCACCCGACAUUACGCGGUGUCUGUGACCAGUUCGCCAUCAAACAGGCUUCCUUGGGACCUUUCUUAUGUGUUGGGAGGAGACACUUUGCCCUGUUCCCAUUGGACGUUUUGUGGAACUGCCUUUUCCCUGAUGUUUGUCACUUUACUUCUGUACAUCCUGACAGAAAUGUUAAUUCCCUGUUGGUUAGUGUAGUUUAUAUAUUUUAUUCUCUUUAAUUUGUAUCCACUCCACUGUAUUUCGACUAUUUUAUGUGGGGUUAUAUUAUGAAAAACUCACAUUGGACAUGUAAAUAAAGUCUCAAUUUUUCUACAGUCGGUUUUGAGUUGAGCUGAAGUAAAACAGACCGCGAAAAAUAUCCAUCUCGCAGUGGUGUGACAUUAAAACUGAUUUAAUAUGAAAAGGUUUGCUUUUACCUCCCAUGUUGUUCGUGUUGAAGACCUUCAUUUUGCGUCUCUCCCUCUGUUGCCCCGCUGUUGUAGCGGUUAAUGAUGCUCCAUAGAGAAAUGUGGCUCUGUGCGGUGUCUGCUAAAUUCAGUUAUUUCCAUUAGCGGUAAAUUAACGGAAAUACCUAUUCUGACACAUUUGUCAAGAGGCCAUUUCAAAGACUUGUCAUAUUUGUAAAUCCCUUGUGAUUGUAACUUGUACUAGUGAAAGCUUCAAAUAAGAUAAAUCAGUGUAAGUUGCACUUUGUUAUACCAGGGUAAACUAUGUUGACAGGAAAACUGAUUUCCACAGUGGGGCUGAGAGUGAUUUCAUGACAGCAGAUACUACUAAUGUUAUUUUAUAUUUUGGAGUGCUACCAAGUUGGCAUAAUUAUUAUUUUGUUUUUUAUAUUCACCCAUACAAUGCACCUGAAAUACUAUUGCUUAAGUCUAUUGAUGUAAGCUUUCUUUUCUUUUUAGAACUGUGAAAAACUUGAUGCAUUAUAUGUGCCAUGUUAAUAUGCCUUUAGCAAAUCACGGUAUUUGAUGUUUGCCGGUUCAGAAAGCACCUACUGUACGUCGGGAGACGGGAGUUUGUUGUUGAAAAGAAGAGGAGAAUCUGCCUUUUCCCCGCACUGAGUCCAUGUGGAGGCGACCCCGUCACACGCAAGGGAACUAAAAACAGUGGAGAGCUUCUGAUGAGGCUCACAAGCAGCACGAGCGUGACCGCACUUCUAGCAGUAAAGGUCUCAGUGCCUCUUCAUUCGUGGUGACCGAGGCUUCAUGGUUGGUUCAAGGACACGGACUUGUGAUGAACUGAAGUCGGGUUGACACGCUGCGGGACGUUAUUGCACCGCCCUGCUUUGCCUUAAGGCUCAUGUCAUUAUAACCGGUGAUUGUUAUGAAUACGUCGCUCCAGACUGAGCAUCCAUUCUUCCGCUUGCCUGAGGAGGGGGGUGGGUCGAAUGAUGGGUGUUUUGUACAGCUGUAAAAUGUUUCCUCACAUAAAGAUAAUCGAUUCCCUUAUUAAAAACGUAAUUUCACAACUUUUGGCAGAGUUAAUGGAGUUCUCGACGUUCUGACUUGCAACGCUUUGAUCUCAAAACUUCACUAGAGAGGUCACUUUUUGUGCAGAAAGAAGCGAGUCAAAGAAGGUCCUCUUUUGACUUCUGCAGUAAACAUGCCUCUCAUUCUCACAUCAGAACCACAGCUGACGCUUGCUUUUAGGCCUUAGAUCUCUGUACAUUGUGCGUGGUGUUGUGAACACUGUUGCCUUUUCUUUUUCUUUUUCUUUUUGCUUAAAACGUAAUAUUUAAUAUCCAGGGGUGCCCAAAUCCUGCCUCUCUCACACGUUUUGUUUAUUCUCUCCAUCUCUGAUGCAUUUGUGUAAAUCUAUUGUUCAAAUUUCAGAAUUUGAUACAUUUGCUUUUCCAGUGUAGUUUUUCUGGCCCCCAUUGUAAAGCUCAAACCCGCUGUUUUGUAAAAGGCAGGAUGAGAACACCCCUUUGCAGUUAGGGCUAGGCUUCCCCAGCUAUUUCUGCAGCUGAACGCGACUUACUGAGCUGAUGUGGCUUACUGUUGGUGGCUGUAAGAGCGGACACGGACUUCUUGCACUAUGAGGGGGAUUGCAGUUCAAAUAGGAGAUGUUGGAGGAGUUGUUGGACUAACUGUGAAAUGAGCAUUAAAAGGGAAACGGAUUUGGCUAUUUCAGGCUUUUCCUGUGUGAGUUAGAAUGACUUUAUCUGUCCCAGUUAGUAGGCCUUUACUAUUGUAUUAGUUUUUUUAAUAUCGGUUUGAAUAAGAAGAAGAUUAGAGGAGAAUCGGAACAUGCCACAUUCAGCGCUCGUAUUUAGCUGGGAAGGAAAUACUUUUAUCGGUUUGAAUGUUUGCACAAAGUGCAUUUUAAUGCCUGUUUUAAAAUGUUUUCCUAAUCAAGCAUGUGUUGGUAGUAACCUUCAGGUUUCUUGUUUGUAAAUUAUAUUCUGAUGCCAACGGAUCAGAAGUAUUGGACGCCGCCUUUAUUAAUGCAAGGUGACCCAUUUUGUGUCUUUCAUCCACUGCAGUCAAUGUAAUUCUUGUACAAGUUCUAUCACUGGGUGUUGUACCAUAUGACAUUUGUAAUUAUGAAAUAAAACACUGCCGUUUGUAUAAA
This is a messenger RNA of Conger conger (European conger), 6535 nucleotides long. Its product is annotated as G protein-coupled receptor kinase 4-like. Lineage: Eukaryota; Metazoa; Chordata; Actinopteri; Anguilliformes; Congridae. Gene Ontology annotation, molecular function: G protein-coupled receptor kinase activity; ATP binding. Gene Ontology annotation, cellular component: cytoplasm. Bases 775 to 2466 code for a protein of 563 amino acids. The transcript has 17 exons. The record is from RefSeq and is a predicted model, not a curated record. Gene Ontology annotation, biological process: regulation of signal transduction; signal transduction; protein phosphorylation.